This is a messenger RNA of Gasterosteus aculeatus aculeatus (three-spined stickleback), 2163 nucleotides long. It is a transcript of the gene oxnad1, whose product is annotated as oxidoreductase NAD-binding domain containing 1. Gene Ontology annotation, cellular component: mitochondrion. The record is from RefSeq and is a predicted model, not a curated record. Gene Ontology annotation, molecular function: oxidoreductase activity. NCBI's taxonomy places the organism in Eukaryota, Metazoa, Chordata, Actinopteri, Perciformes, Gasterosteidae.
UCCAAGAAGACGACGAAGAAGAAAACAGCAUCCGUCGAGUUAUGUCACGUCAAACAUGAUGACCGAGGUUACUCCGAAGACCCCUGGCAGACAUACGAAUAUCAGCUGACAAAAACACACGUUCAUUUUUAUCUCGGUCGCGAUGAGCGUCCGCUGUCUCUUCUCCCCCGCUGCCCGGAGCGUCGUCCAGCUGAGCCCCGCCGCGGGCCUCCUCUGCGGGCGGCUUCCGGCUCGCAGCUCCGCGACGAGAAGAAGCAUGUCCUCCGUAAGGCAAAUGGACCAUCUAGAGAGAACAUUGAGCAACUUCCGACAAAAUGCUCUGUAUCCGGCUCAAGUUUGCGGCAUUGUGGAUGAGUCCGAGACGGUGAAGCGUUUGAGGAUUGCCGUCCACCCAGAUUUCAGCUUCAAAGCAGGACAGUGGGUGGAUUUCUUCAUCCCUGGUGUGGAGACGGUGGGAGGUUUCUCGAUGUGCUCCAGCCCCGGCUUGCUGCAGAGGGAGGGCGUCGUAGAAUUGGCCGUCAAAUACACCAAACACCCUCCGGCCCACUGGAUCCACUCAGCGUGCACGGUGGGCUCUCGAGUGGCCAUGCGUGUGGGCGGCGACUUCUUCUUCAACCCGGCGCCCUCCGACCCCUCCGUGGACCUGCUGCUGGUGGCUGGCGGCGUGGGGAUCAACCCCUUGUACUCCAUCCUGUUGCACACGAGCGGCCUGCUGCAUCUCAACCACGCCUCUGGCGGGCGGGACUACAAGAUAGGCUCCGCCCACCUCUUCUACAGUGCCAAGAACACCCAGGAACUGCUCUUUAAGAGCUCCAUCAUCGAGGCGUGUCGAGAGUUCCCCGACAAACUCUCCUGCGACCUCCACGUCACGCAGCAGAGCGCAGAUGUCGAAUCGCACCUCCAGCCAUUCGUCAGCCGCGGGAGGAUCACAGAAGAGGAGUUGCGGUCUCACGUGGACCCGCAGAGGACUUUGUGUUACCUGUGUGGACCCCGGCCCAUGAUCGAAGCCAUUUCAAGCUCCCUCUUGGACUUCGGCCUCCCGAAAACACGAAUCCUCUUUGAGAAGUGGUGGUAGAAGGGGAGGGGGGUGAAAUAUUCCAGCGAUGAGGACAUUUAAGUGAAGUUCUCCCUCCGAUCACUGCAGCCCGUGGUUGACCUGCGAUGGAGCGCCCGCUCCAACGCAAGCAGCUGACUCUCAGCAGACGACUUUAAUUCCUUAUCAUUGGAAAAAGGAGGAGCGUAAAAUCUCAGUUUAAGCAACACAGCCGCCGGCUCUCUGCUGAAUAUUACAAUAAUGAAACUAUGCGUGUGUGACACAUCAUUUCACAUGUGUUUCACAUCUUCAUGUCUAAUCUCAUUUGCUUGACUGAGGUUUUGCACAAACAAAUAGACUAGAAAAACUUCCACUAAAUACACCUAAGAAAGCAAGUCGCUUAGUGUGGAGUCCGGUCGACGGGUUGUGGAUUAUGUGCUAAACUAUGUUCAGGGAGUCUGUCAGAAUACUCCCAUACUUUUGUUUGGGGGUUUUUAAUAGUGAGCUGUAGGCGGAUUUUGUACUCAGUCAGCUUGAGCUUCCCAUUUAGCGACAGAUGAGUGGUAUUGAUCUGCUCAUCAAUUCCCUGAAAUACUAAAUCACCAGUAAACAGAUCAGUGGUAUUAUUUUUACACAACUGGUUAAUUUACCUCCGCUGACUUCAUGUGAUGUGUAUAUUUAUUAGCUGAACUGAAGAUUUUAGAGUUGGUCACCCGAUGAUUGACUCGUUACAUUGGAGCGAUUUAUUUCUCACACUUUACGCUCAUGCAGACUUCACACCCAGUGUAUUUUCAGAGUCCAAAACCGAACAAUCUCCCACAUCUUGGCGUGCGUCCCGGCCUCUUUCUCCCACUUCCACGCGCAGCGCUUAUCUCCCGUACGCUCACUCACGCGUCUCAUACCGGGGGCGGGGCGAGCGUCCCAUGGUGCGCUGUAAUGGAACCUCCAGGUGGUCUCUGAUUGGCUUGGAUCACCUAACAUCCCUCGGAGAUGGUUACGAACUCGUCGUCGUCUCCCAGUGGGGGGGACGCGGUUGAGACUCAUUUGAGUUGUUUUUGCGUUUCUCCCUUGAAUGAGGAAAACAGUUUGUACUGAUGAUGGAAAUAAAAGAAAUUGAAUCUGUUUUGAAA